Dimorphilus gyrociliatus is the source of this 2145-nucleotide messenger RNA. NCBI's taxonomy places the organism in Eukaryota, Metazoa, Annelida, Polychaeta, Dinophilidae. The record is from the annotation of a GenBank genome assembly.
ACACCGUAAAAAUUAGAAUAACUUGCAUACAAACUUGUUGAUUGUCAUACUCCUGAUUGUUGGAGUUUUUAUACAUUUGAAACUUUAUUAUAUCUUGGUAAGACAGAUUAAUUAUAUAUAAAUAUGAUAUAUUUCUUGAAUUGCAAGACAUUACAUAGUACGUUAAUUUUCAGGGAAGUUGAGCGAUAAUCAGAAAUACAAUCGACUAAUUUAAUUGUAAAGCUGAUAAGUAAUCAAUGCAUUCUUAAGAGUCAUCAUACAUUUAAAUAUAUAUGAAUACAUGUCGAUAAUACUUUGAUUGGUCACCGUUAGUCUGACGGACCUAUUCACAAUAACUUUACCUUCAGCCAUUUGGAAACAAUGGUUGACAGAGCGAAUGUCAUUUCGAUAAGCAAUGAAGCAAGACCAUCCCAACAAGAAGAAGCUUCAGCGCAAGAGCGCAGUGAUCAAGAUACAUCUACCUACUUCGAUGAAAGAAUAACAAUUCCUGAUGCUGAUAGUACAAAAUUUAGUUUUCGUAAAUUAUGGGCAUUUACUGGUCCAGGCUUCCUCAUGAGUAUUGCUUACUUGGAUCCAGGAAAUAUUGAAUCAGAUUUACAGGCAGGAGCAGCAGCCAAAUUUAAGCUUAUUUGGGUUCUACUAAUGGCGCACGUACUAGGACUCUUAAUGCAGAGACUAGCAGCCAGAUUGGGGGUCGUGAGCGGAAUGCAUCUGGCGGAAGUUUCUUAUUGUCACUAUCCAAAAGUUCCACGACUUAUUCUAUGGUUAAUGGUUGAAAUAGCCAUUAUAGGUUCUGACAUGCAAGAAGUGAUUGGAACUGCAAUUGCCUUCUAUCUGCUAUCAAAUGGUAAAAUACCGCUAUAUGGCGGUGUCCUAAUUACAAUAGCAGAUACAUUUACAUUCCUCUUCCUUGAUAAAUAUGGUCUGAGAAAACUGGAAGGAUUUUUCGGUGCACUCAUAACUGUUAUGGCUGUUACUUUUGGUUAUCAGUACAUAGUAGCCAAACCAGAUCAAGGAGAACUAUUAAAAGGAAUGUUCUUUCCGUAUUGUCGUAAUUGUGAUAGUAAUGCACUAAAGCAAGCUGUUGGAAUAAUUGGUGCUGUGAUUAUGCCUCAUAAUAUUUAUUUACAUUCGGCACUUGUAAAAUCUCGAGAAGUUGACAGGAGUAAAAAGGUUCAAGUAUCGGAAGCAAACAGAUACUUGUUUUUAGAAUCCGGAAUUGCUCUAUUCGUUUCCUUUCUUAUCAAUCUCUUUGUUACCGCAGUUUUUGCAGAAGGUUUCUACGGUAAAAAUAGUACUGAAAUCUUUGAAAGCUGUAUAAAGCAAGGAAAUCCGCAUGCAAGCGUUUUUAAUGGUGUAUUUCUGGGUUGUCGAUAUGGACAGGCUGCUAUGUAUAUUUGGGCGAUAGGAAUCUUAGCAGCAGGUCAAAGUUCUACAAUGACCGGAACAUAUGCUGGACAAUUUGUUAUGGAGGGCUUCCUUAAUUUGAAAUGGGCUCGUUGGAAGAGAGUUUUAUUAACUCGAUCUAUUGCCAUUGUUCCCACCAUUUUAUUGGCGGCCUUUGAGGGUAUUACUCAAUUAACAAGCUUGAACGAUUCAAUGAAUGUUUUAAUGUCUUUACAAUUACCAUUUGCUUUGUUACCAAUUUUAACAUUUACCUCGUCGAAAUCUGUGAUGAGUUCCUUUAAGAACAGCUGGUUAUCAAAAAUCUUGACUAUUGUACUAACAAUUACUGUCAUGGCUAUUAACUUGUACUUUGCAAUUGAUAGUAUAAAAUCCAUAAGAGUUCAUCACUGGGCGUUGUAUACUCUUAUAGGAAUUUUGAUAUUUUUAUAUUGUGGAUUUAUCUUUUAUCUGGCCUGGUUUUGUAUAGUAGCGUUGGGAGCUCAACAAUUUGAUAAAUUAAAGUGCUGUCCAAAUGCAUUAGGAAAUUCAUACAAGCUAUUUGAGGGAUCAGAACUACUUGAUAGAGAAGACUCUGAGCUUGAGCCGUCUACACCACCUCUGGUAUAUCCUCCAUCGCCACAGUCAAUAUCCUCAAACGAUUCGGCUGCAUCUACAGAUGCAAUGAUAAGAACGAAUAAAAGGGCUUAUGGUACACGUCCUCCUUCUGAAAAGUAUCUUCAUACGUCUGAAAUCAAAUAA